This is a messenger RNA of Calliphora vicina (urban bluebottle blowfly), 813 nucleotides long. RefSeq lists its product as uncharacterized. Lineage: Eukaryota; Metazoa; Arthropoda; Insecta; Diptera; Calliphoridae. The record is from RefSeq and is a predicted model, not a curated record. The annotation marks the transcript as partial. The transcript has a single exon.
AAUAAUAAUAAUAAUAAUAAUAAUAAUAAUAAUAAUAAUAAUAAUAAUAAUAAUAAUAAUAAUAAUAAUAAUAAUAAUAAUAAUAAUAAUAAUAAUAAUAAUAAUAAUAAUAAUAAUAAUAAUAAUAAUAAUAAUAAUAAUAAUAAUAAUAAUAAUAAUAAUAAUAAUAAUAAUAAUAAUAAUAAUAAUAAUAAUAAUAAUAAUAAUAAUAAUAAUAAUAAUAAUAAUAAUAAUAAUAAUAAUAAUAAUAAUAAUAAUAAUAAUAAUAAUAAUAAUAAUAAUAAUAAUAAUAAUAAUAAUAAUAAUAAUAAUAAUAAUAAUAAUAAUAAUAAUAAUAAUAAUAAUAAUAAUAAUAAUAAUAAUAAUAAUAAUAAUAAUAAUAAUAAUAAUAAUAAUAAUAAUAAUAAUAAUAAUAAUAAUAAUAAUAAUAAUAAUAAUAAUAAUAAUAAUAAUAAUAAUAAUAAUAAUAAUAAUAAUAAUAAUAAUAAUAAUAAUAAUAAUAAUAAUAAUAAUAAUAAUAAUAAUAAUAAUAAUAAUAAUAAUAAUAAUAAUAAUAAUAAUAAUAAUAAUAAUAAUAAUAAUAAUAAUAAUAAUAAUAAUAAUAAUAAUAAUAAUAAUAAUAAUAAUAAUAAUAAUAAUAAUAAUAAUAAUAAUAAUAAUAAUAAUAAUAAUAAUAAUAAUAAUAAUAAUAAUAAUAAUAAUAAUAAUAAUAAUAAUAAUAAUAAUAAUAAUAAUAAUAAUAAUAAUAAUAAUAAUAAUAAUAAUAAUAAUAAUAAUAAUAAUAAUAAUAAUAAUAAUAAUAAUAAUAAUAAU